AAUGAAAUGCUGUUGGGCAUUUGUGGUGGCACUCGGAUUGUGUUUUCAACUGGGAGCGGGUAAUGUCGUUGACCACCAUCCGGGGCUGAAGAAAAUUCGACUUCCACUGGGUGAUCUCACUCACAUUUGUCGUGGACGCGAAGAGGGUGAAUUGGUGGCUCACCCACUGGACUGCAAUGGUUACUUUGCCUGUUCCCGGAUUCCCACUCUCAUGUACUGCGAUGAGGGGCUUCAGUUCGAUGAGGAUCGUCGGGUUUGUGAUCUCCCAGAUAACACCAUUUGCCGGCAGAGUGAUUCUUCUGGACAAGGUCAGAGUAGUCUAGCCGAAACCUCCGAGCUGCAGUGGUGGCCCCAUAAGCCCCGUCCCGUUUUCGUGGCCGUUGAUGUAAAUAGUGGGGAGCAAGUGAAUCCCAUGGAGAAGUAUGAUCCAAAGGACAUCGAAUGCCGGCACUUUGGCGCCUACUUCCUGCCCCAUCCCACCAAUUGUCGGCUGUACUUCAUCUGCGCCUACGGCCAUCUGCACCGUCACCAGUGUGGGCGUGGCACCCGGUGGAAUUACGAGAUGUCCGAGUGUCAGUUGAACGAUCAGGCCGUUUGCUACGGGCAUCCCAAGGACGAGGGUCCUGUGGAGGAGGUGGAUAUUAUUUUGGGGAGCACAACACCUAGCAGUGGAGCUCCGGUAACCGUUUGCUAUAUUGUGGGAUCCGGUGGACUCACCACUCUCCAGCAGCUGCUCACGGAUCCGGAAACCACCGAGGUGUCUACGGUGACCGUGCCGGUUCCUCCGCGGGCCGAGACCAGUGCCGCCGUUAACGCGGCACUCACGUGUCCCUCCAUCGAACAGAGCUAUAUGCCCCAUCCGGAGGACUGCAGCAAGUACUAUAUCUGCAUCGGGGGCAUGCCGGUGCUUACCUCCUGCCCCAAGGGUCUAUUCUGGGACCAGAAAUCGGGCUACUGCGAGAUGGAGAAAAAUGUCAAGUGUUUCCAGAAUUGAAA
Drosophila bipectinata is the source of this 996-nucleotide messenger RNA. RefSeq names its product obstructor-F (gene obst-F). Gene Ontology annotation, cellular component: extracellular region. The record is from RefSeq and is a predicted model, not a curated record. Gene Ontology annotation, molecular function: chitin binding. NCBI's taxonomy places the organism in Eukaryota, Metazoa, Arthropoda, Insecta, Diptera, Drosophilidae.